Mobula hypostoma (lesser devil ray) is the source of this 777-nucleotide messenger RNA. RefSeq names its product butyrophilin subfamily 1 member A1-like. Bases 1 to 777 code for a protein of 258 amino acids. The record is from RefSeq and is a predicted model, not a curated record. The transcript is spliced from 2 exons. NCBI's taxonomy places the organism in Eukaryota, Metazoa, Chordata, Chondrichthyes, Myliobatiformes, Myliobatidae. Gene Ontology annotation, biological process: protein ubiquitination. Gene Ontology annotation, molecular function: ubiquitin protein ligase activity; protein binding. Gene Ontology annotation, cellular component: cytoplasm.
AUGACGGCACACUUGGUUUCCAUCAAGACAAGUAGCUAUAAGAACCCUGGCGUUUACAACCACCAGUCGCCAGAUCGAAAGGUUCUCAGCUACCCGACUGCGCAUGCGGCCCAGCGGCCUUUCACCGGUCCCGGGGCUGCGCUGCCCAAGUCGCCUCCCGGUCUCCGGGGACUCUCUAACUCUCUGCUUCUGCCCCCAGUCUCUGUCACCCUGGAUGUGGAAACGGCGAAUCCGGAGCUCGAGGUGUCUGAGGAUCGAAAGAGUGUAAGACGGACCGAGACCCGGAGGAAUCUCCCUGACACCGAGAAGAGAUUCACAAGCUGGCCUUGUGUGCUGGGAUCGGAGGGAUUCACAUCGGGGAGACAUUACUGGGAGAUGGAGGUGUCGGGGAAUUGGGUCUGGUGGCUGGGAGUCGCCGUAGAGUCUGUGCAGAGGAAGGGACGAGUCAGACUGAGUCCGGAGACCAGAUUCUGGGUCAUCACACAGGUUGAUGACGUGUUCGGUGCUCUCACCUCCCCUGAGUCCCGUCUCCCUGCCGGUUCCAUCGCCAGGAGGGUGGGAGUUUAUCUCAGUUAUGAGUCCGGGAUAAUUUCAUUUUACAACGCGGAGACCAAGUCCCAUCUCCACACCUUCACUGGGAACAAAUUCACGGGGAAUCUUUAUCCCUUCUUCUGUACUUGGGAUGGAAACCAGUGUCUGAGAAUCUGCUCCGGUUCCACUCCGGGUCUGCGAAAGGGUCGGGUCCCGGAACAGGUGUCAAGAGUAAAGUCCCUGUAA